Didymodactylos carnosus is the source of this 1302-nucleotide messenger RNA. The record is from the annotation of a GenBank genome assembly. NCBI's taxonomy places the organism in Eukaryota, Metazoa, Rotifera, Eurotatoria, Philodinida, Philodinidae.
AUGUUAUCGGAGAUAACAACAGGCCCACCACCAGUGUCAAUAUGGACUUCACAAACUCCAUUAGAUCCUUAUUCACUCCAUCAAAUAUUUAUGCCUCAAUUCUCAUAUUCAUUUAAUCCACCAUAUUCUCAUGCAACAACUUCAUAUCAACAUCCAAUAUCCGCCACAAAUGUUCGUAAUGAUAUUUUCCCGUCAUCACCAUCAACUACAUACUAUCCAAUGCAACCCGUUGGUGAGAUUCAACAAAGAUGUUACAAAUGUGAACAUCCGUAUAAUUCUAAUUUGACUUAUUAUCAUUGUUCCAAAUGUACACGAAUAGUAUGCUAUUCUUGUAGUUAUAAUGUUUCCACAAUAUCUGUUGGAUCUCGGGUUCAUGAUAUAUUUAAUGAAACAUUGACACUUGUAACAAUUUUUCUUAUUUGGGCUAUUGCUAUUAUAUUUUCAUUACCAUUUUUAAUAUUUUCUGUUUAUGAUCCAAAUUUUGAUAUAUCUGAUAAUAUUAAUAUUACAGAAAAAGUUGUUGUAUGUCAAUUGGAUGCUAAUUCGACAACAGCACGUACCUGUAUUACAUGGUUUAUUAUUGUUCUAAUAUUUAUACCAUUUUUUAUAUUAACAUUUAUUUAUUCUCGUAUUGUGCUAGAAUUAGCACGACAUCAUCGAACAUCAUUAAAUAAUAUUGAUAAUGAUACAAAUGGUGAUACACGUUCACAUUCAUUUCUUGCUUAUAAACAUUUUGAACAAAAACGGUUAAAUACUGUUAUUAUUUGUGUUGUAACCGUAGCAUUUUUUGCUUGCCAAUUUCCUGUACGUAUCAUUCAAUUAACUGAUAUGUAUAUACGUAUCCGAAAUGCAACGUAUCUACCACAUUUAGUUUGGAUUUGGAUAUGGAAAUUAUCAAAAGUUUUAUUUUUUGCUAAUUUUACAGCAAAUCCAAUUAUUUAUAAUAUUCUGUCGACAAAAUUUCGUCGAUCAUGUAGACGUUUAUUUCAAAUAGAGCGUUCAAUGAGUUUAACAAAUUCAUCGUCUAGAAAAGCAAGUAUCACAUCUUAUCUUUAUUCAAGUAUUUAUAAUAGAAAGAAACAACAAAAGGGCAAUAUAAACAACAAUGGUAACAUGAACAAUAUCAACGUCAAUAAUAAUAAUAAUAAUAAUAACAACAAUAACCAUCAUAAUUUAAUAAAUGAUUGUGAUGGUUGUAGUAAAGACCUUGUGACAUUAGGAUUAAAUGAAGAUGGAAAUUUUACGAUGCGAAAACAACAACAGCAGACAUUAAGAGCGUUUAUUGAAAAAGAUGGUGAAUAA